This is a messenger RNA of Mustela erminea (ermine), 4588 nucleotides long. It is a transcript of the gene UBXN2A, whose product is annotated as UBX domain protein 2A. The record is from RefSeq and is a predicted model, not a curated record. Gene Ontology annotation, molecular function: ubiquitin binding. Gene Ontology annotation, biological process: nuclear membrane reassembly; proteasome-mediated ubiquitin-dependent protein catabolic process; Golgi organization. Gene Ontology annotation, cellular component: nucleus; cytosol. The coding region runs from base 226 to 999 and encodes 257 amino acids. The transcript has 7 exons. NCBI's taxonomy places the organism in Eukaryota, Metazoa, Chordata, Mammalia, Carnivora, Mustelidae.
CGCGCUCGGCGCCCGGCGGCGGAGACCCGGAGAGGCGGGCCGGGUCCCAGCGGCGCGGCCCGCGAGCCUCCGCGGGCCUGGGGGCGGCGGCGCUCGCAGUCUGAGGGGCUCCGGCCCGGCAGCGGCGGUGGCGCCCGCGGCCCCGGAGCGAACCGAGGACCAGGCCGCGAGGCGACAGCGCGGCGCGGCCCCCUCCAGCGGCCGCGCCCAGAGUAAGGCAAGAGAAUGAAAGAAGUAGAUAAUCUCGAAAGUAUAAAAGAAGAAUGGGUUUGUGAAACAGGAUCUGACAACCAACCUCUUAGUGAUGAUCGACAAAGAAAUUGUGAAUAUUUUGUUGACAGCCUUUUUGAGGAAGCUGAGAAGGUUGGUGCCAAAUGCAUGUCUCCCACUGAACAGAAAAAACAGGUGGAUAUAAGUAUAAAAUUAUGGAAAAAUGGAUUCACAGUCAAUGAUGAUUUCAGAAGUUACUCUGAUGGUGCAAGUCAGCAGUUUCUGAACUCCAUCAAAAAAGGGGAGUUACCUUUGGAAUUACAGGGAAUUUUUGAUAAAGAGGAGGUGGAUGUUAAAGUUGAAGACAAAAAAAAUGAAGUAUGUAUGUCAACGAAGCCUGUAUUCCAGCCCUUCUCAGGACAGGGUCACAGACUAGGAAGUGCCACACCAAAAAUUGUUUCUAAGGCAAAGAGUAUCGAAGUUGAGAAUAAAAAUAAUUUAUCCGUUCAACUAAACAAUCUGGAACCCAUCACUAAUGUACAGAUCUGGUUAGCCAAUGGAAAAAGGAUUGUCCAGAAAUUUAACAUUUCUCACAGGAUAAGCCACAUCAAAGACUUCAUCGAAAAAUACCAAGGAUCUCAAAGAAGUCCUCCCUUUUCCCUGGCCACAGCUCUUCCUUUCCUCAAAUUGCUAGAUGAAACACUCACAUUGGAAGAAGCAGAAUUACAGAAUGCUGUAAUCAUUCAGAGACUCCAAAAAACCGCUGAACCUUUUAGAGAACUUUCAUAACAUUGAUUUUUGAUACACUGAGUGGAAAGUUUGUAGAGAAAUGAUGGUUGUAAAUGAACAUCCAAACCAAAAUGAGGGAAAGGAAGUGAGAUUCACUGGACUUUUGGUUCGAGCACUAUUUAACUCCCUCCUGAUGAGAAGAUUUUUAAAUAAGUACAAGUUAGGAAAGUGAACCAUGACUGGAAACUAUAUUCAGUGCACUUUUCCCAAAAAGCUGCUCAGAAAGAAAACUACACUUAUUUUCAAAUACCAGUUAGUUAUUCAACAAUAACGUAUAUUAAAUCACUAUAUAUCGUAUAGAAUCUUAAUGUGUAUAAAUUAGCAAAUGUAAUCACGGCACCAUUCAUUCAGAUACUCCCAAACAGCAGCGGUAUGUUCAGAUGUUAGCUGUCUCAGAUUUUUGAAAUGACAAUAUAUUAAGAAAUUUACAUGGCAGGUUAAAACAUCAGUGUAAUGAUUUUACACUGAGAUACAGUCAGAAGGCUGGAAGGAACUGCUUUCACCAGAGCUAUGCCUGAACCUCAAAAUGUUCUCAAUUUUUACUUUCUAAUGGUGAAAUAUACUCAUUUGGCACAGUAUCUAAAAUGUAUUUUAAGAAUAAAACUGCAGCUUAGUAUAAUGUCAGUAUUAAUCUGCCUACUCACAUUUUGACAUUUUCAAGAAGUGUAAUUUUUAAAAAUUUCUUUUCUAUGCAGGAACCCUAGUUCAGCCGUUAUUUUGUUUUCUUUUGAAAAUUAGGGAUUUGUUUUUAGCUAACAUUUUUGAGUUAGCCUUUCAUUUGCUACCACUCACUUAGAAUCUAAUGCUUGUGUUGACACAUUGCUAUUUAAUAUUUUUUAACUGCAUCAGAUAAAGUAUGGCUUUCAAUUCCAUAUAUAUCAGAGCCAACCUGGGUAUAUAUUAAAGGAUUAUUUAUUACAUUCUGAUGCCACUAAGGAAAACAUGUUUUGUAUCUUAGUCUUUUAAUUCAAACUGGUUAGACUUCUAUAUUUCACUGUCAGAUUGAAUUCCCUUGCCUGAAGAUAAGUUUAAGAAGGUUUUUUUGCAAAUUCCCUGUUGAAUCUUAUUUAAAGCAGAAUUUAUAUUGAAUGUGCCAAGGAACUAAGUAGCCAUACCUAUCAGCAGUAAUGUUCACAGGGCACUGGGUAUCUGCUGGAAGAGCAGUUCUCAGACUUUUUGGUCCUGAGACCUUUUGUUUAUGUGGGUUAUAUAUAUGAUACUGAAAAUAAAUUAUAAAAUAUUUAUUCAUUAAAAAUAAUAAGCACGUUAAUAUAAAACCACAUUUUAUUGAAAAUGCAUUUUCUAAAAAAUUCAGUGAGUAAAGUGGCAUUGUAUUCCAUUUUUUGCAACUGUCUUUACCAUCUGACUUAGAGAAGACAGAUGGACUCUUGUAUCUGCUUCAGCUUUCAUUCUGUUGGAUGUUGCACAUCGUGUGGCCUCUGGUAAAUGCUGCUGUAUAUUCACGAGAGAAGUGGGGGCAAAUAAUGUCUUAGUUUGGUUAUGAAAACAGUUUGACUUAGGGACCUCCUGCAAGAACCAUUCUUACAAAGCAGUUUACAGUGAUUCUCGAGUCUUAGUGUAAGAAUCACUAGGGAAACACUUCAGAGUAUCUGUUCCAAGCAUCUGCCACACACAUUCUGAUUCACGGUAUCUGGGAUGGGUCCCAGAUCUCUGCAUUUGCAAGAUCUCAAGUGAUUUUUAGGUAUGUAGUAGAAGAACCAUUCCUUCACUGUGCCUCCACCCUAAGAAAAUAAACCUGCGUGUUUCACCAGGAACAGUGGAAGAAGACUCUCCACUCAAAUGGGACUUCUGGACCUUUUAGGUUUAAUCCUUUCUCUCCCACGGUUGGUUCUUAGACUGUUGCCCUUUAACUCUUAAUCAUGGUAUAAACCUGUACUCCUCUUCUCCAGGCAGCCUCUUCUGAGGCUGGAACAUUUAAAUGAGAUUUUCAUUAGAAGCUCAUGAAUAACGAAAGGGAAAUACACACAACUAGAUGACCCGGUUUGUCAGCUGCUCUUGUGUUCGGGUCCCUAACAAGACUGCUUCCUUUUCUAGCUGCAGCCUUCCAUGUGGUAGAGGCUUAUCUUUUUAUCAGGAAGAGAGGAAGGGCAAAGGAGAGCCUUUUCCUUUUGUCAUUUACUUUCAGAAGUGAACAGAUAACAGAAAGUACUAUCACAAUGUUUACGGCUGUAGUAGAGCCACUCCAGUGAAAUACAACGGUAUUCUUAAAAUGAGGGGAUGGUAAACAUCAGUGAACUCUUUCAGAUAUAAAAAUAUGAUGAUGGUUAAUAUAUUUUUCAAGAGUCUGUAAGAAAAGGUUUCCUAUAGGCCUAUCAUGAAGCUUUGUAUAUUUUAAUUUGCAUAGUCUAUGUGAUUCUCCAUAUAUUUCUGUCAAAGGGCUUCUCAUUGGAAAUACUUUCUCGUACCUAUAAAAAAACCUCCUUCGUGGAUUUUCCAGUUUUUAAUUAUCUAUCCAGAAUAUACAUAGGAGGUUUUCUUGUGUGUACAUGUAAAAUAUACCCCAGUGAGAAAUUCCUAUGGAGAAAGACCCAUCAUCAGCAAUACUUCAUUUCUGUAACUGUGAACACCUUUGUUAAUGUGAAUAAUACUCUCAGAGGUUUUCAAAAUGAGAAUAAUUCGUUAAAGCUUUCUACCUUAAAAAUAGAAAACUGAAAGGUUGUUAAUUCAGUGUGUGGAUUAUGUAAAACAUACUGAUGUUAGAAGAUAUAAAUUGAAUUUGGUGAGGGAAGGCAAACUUGAAAAUAAUCAAAACAUUUUAGGUGUGGAAUACAGUUUGACCUACGUAGUUGUUUCAAAACUCAUCAGUCUCUUGAAAAUCAUUGUUUAGGCUGAUAUAAGAAGUACAUUUCUGGUUUUACAGAUUCUGAUUUAAUAGUUAAAUUAGUAUGCAUUAUGCUGGCUGUAAAACUGGUCUUAUUUUAUUUUAUAGACUUUUUUUUCACUCAGAACACUUUUCCUUAUGUUCAUUGUGUUGAAAAUACGGUAUUAUGCAUCUGUUUCAGUGCCUUAUUUUGAAAGCAAUCUUUGGCUAACAGUUAAAGAAUGUUGUCUUAAGAAUGAAAUAAUAAUUCAUUAAAAGGAUCUGUGAAAUAAUCUACAGUUGUUUCUUACACAGUAGUUGCAUCUGGGUGUAUUUGUUACUUUUAUUUGGCACUGGCAAAGUCAUUCAGUUUGAGAAUCAACAUUUAUUAGGUGCCUUCUGUUUACCAGGUACUUUAAUCGGUGUUGCUUUCAUUUAAUCCUCAGAAAGGUUAAAAUGUGGUAUUUUUAAUAGGUGCGUUUUUUAAAAAACCAUUUGUGUCCUGAGUUGAAUUAGGAUGAAGACUCCUUGGUAGGGUUUACUUCUUUGUUCUUUCUCUAAGUACAAACCAUUUAAUUAAGAAGUUGCUCAUCAUGCUAAUCUUGAGAUAGAAGUGGCUUUUUCAGUAAACUAAUAUCUGGCUCUUUGUCAUUAGCUUUAAGUAUUUUUUUCACAGAUAAUUCAUAUUCUUUGUAGAAAAUUGUAAAAUGCUGAAGUGAUCACUAAAUCACCUAUUUCACCUUUCAAAUAAUGUAACCACUAAUAACA